UACCCAAUGUCUUCUUCCUACUAAGACUGUUUUAGGGCAUCGAACCAGAAACCCCCAUUUCGUUGCCAUUGCUCUGUUUCUGUAAUCUGUGAAGUAGUAGUAAGUAGUACAGAGUCCUUAAAAGAUGAGCUUAGUACUCAGAUUCAGGCAACAUUUAUCUCAAACCUCCUCAAGAUUAUCACUUCUUUCUCGAAUCGGCGCUAACCGGAGUUAUGCCCAACCGGCGAAGAUCGAAGACGAAGAAGAAGAAGAGUUCGAUCAGAGAAAGCUCCCAACAGAUUACGAUCCAGCAACGUUUGAUCCAACGGAGCACCGUAGUCCACCAACGGAGCGUGUGUUCAGACUCGUAGACGAGAUCUCAUCUCUUACGUUAUCAGAAAUCUCCGAGCUCGGUGCGAUUAUAAUGAAGAAGAAAGGUAUGACGGAGCUACCAACCGUCGCCGUUAUGAAACCUGGAGCAGCUGGUGCUGGGAUGGUGAGUCAAAGUGGUGGUGGUGGUGGUGGAGCGAGUGAGGAAGCUAAAGUGGAGAAGACAGUGUUUGAGAUAAAGCUGGAGUCUUUUGAAGCGUCUGCUAAGAUUAAGAUUAUAAAGGAGUUGAGGAGUUUUACUGAUUUGGGUUUGAAAGAAGCUAAAGCAUUGGUGGAGAAGACUCCUGCGAUUUUGAAAGCUGGUUUGUCUAAAGAAGAAGGUGAGAAGAUUGUUGAGAAGUUGAAAGCACUUGGUGCUAAAGUUGUUUUGGAGUGAAUGAACAAUCUUGUUUUCUCAAGGUCUGUGUUACUACAAUCAUCAAAUCUGUUUCUCCUUUUGUUCCAUUUUAUGAGCUCUCAAGAUACAAACUGAUUAAGGGGCUUUUUAUAAGGUCAUCAUAGGUUACACUUGCUUGUUCCUUUCUCAUUGCUAAAUUGGUUUUGUUGAGAGAUGUAUCGCAAAAAUAAUAGAAGUGUAGACUUUGUUUUUAGUGUGUUGUUUCAUGGCUUUUGAUCUUAACUCAGAAUUCUUACUUUUGUUCA
Molecule: messenger RNA, 1011 nt
Organism: Camelina sativa (false flax)
Lineage: Eukaryota; Viridiplantae; Streptophyta; Magnoliopsida; Brassicales; Brassicaceae
Biological process (GO): translation
Cellular component (GO): mitochondrion; ribosome
Molecular function (GO): mRNA binding; structural constituent of ribosome
Source: RefSeq, a predicted model, not a curated record